AUGCCCUUCUUCUCCAACUUCCGCCGUCGUUCUAAGGCCAGCUUCAAGUCCAACGACACCAGAUCCAAUGAAUCGCAGUCUAAUGGUGAAGUGACUUCUGGUCAAUCUUCUUUGACUCUCGAUACGUCCUCUCACAGCUCCGUUACUCCUCCGUCCUCUAUCAAGCCCAAUGGUACUUCGUCGUCGCCAAAUCUUCCCGCGCUGAAUGAAGCUCCUACCACCAACAGCAGCAGCACGAGCAGUGGAGGAACCAGCAUGCCGGCAACCGUGCCGCCCCAACGGCCGGGUCCGUAUGUGACCCCAUCUCAACGGAAUAGCACCUUCGGUGGAAGCUCCAUGUCAGUCAACAGUGCUGCCCGGUCGCCAGUGCCCUCCUCUCCCUACGCUCCGAGAAUUAUCUCCGUCGCAGAUGGUUCAUGGGUACACCAAAAGGUGCUGCUCGUUUACGGUCAGAUAGGUGACCCAAGACUGCAUCCGCUGGACGGAUGUGUCACCGUCAACCAUCAUCACGAUAGCUAUCCCCCGGUCUCGUGGCCCGUUAACUCCUCGCACUUCAAAGCUCUCGUCCACCUCUCCCCGGGACCGAACCGACUGCGAUUCGACUUUGUCUCCUCGAAAUUAUCGUCCGGAAGCUCUCAUCCCGCGAUUCAUUCGACAUGGAUCUGUAUCAAUCACUUGCCUUUAGUCAAUACUGCACCCCUUCAUCUGGUCAUGCUGUUAGGGAAAGAUUCGGAUGGAACCUUUGAUGCGGUGCCGGAGCGAGUGCAGCGUGAAGGGAAUGGGCUGGAAAUUGCCACAAAAAAGUAUCGCAUGGCUGCGUACCUUUGGCAAGCGUUCACAGGCGAGCAGAUGUUCCGCAACAACUUCGGGCGUCGUUGCUUCCGGUUUGAGGAAGAGUGGCAGACUGGCACCUUGAGCCGUCGCGAUACCGCUAUGGGACAGAUGCGCAACGAGGCCAAAGUUCAUGUCGUCCGGACUGACAAGACGGUCGCGGAGCUCAGGGACCUCGAAAUCGCUCAGCAGCAUGGUCCGGCCACCAAAAAGGACGAAUUGUUCCGUAUUGCGAAGGCGGCCGUGCGGGAUUAUUUCCAUCCCCAACCUGGGCAAAAACAGUACGUCGCAGUCAUGCUCAUGGAUUCGCACUGGGACAAGCAAUCCCAGGUCAUCACUGGCCACGCGGCUCUCGGAUCAGGAGGUGACGAUAUCAAGAUGGCCAUCUUCGGUUCGCACAGUCUUCAGAGCUAUCCGUCCAGUUUGGAAGAGGUUGUGGAAGCCCUCUCCGAUUGCACGCGCACCGACACCUCAUUCGUCGCAAACGAUUGCGGCGAGGCUGGUUCGAACUGGGAAUCUGCCGUCUUGGGGAUCGGAGCUCAUCUCCACGAAGUCGGCCAUCUCUUUGGGUCUCCGCACCAGGAGUCGGGCGUCAUGCUCCGAGACUAUGUGCGUCUGAACCGGACAUUCAUGACGCGGGAGCCGUUUUCCACUCGCACCAAGACUCAGGGACUGAAGUUAUGUUUGCCUCAGGAUGAAUGCAGCUGGCACCGUCUGGACGUUUUGCGUUUCCGUUUCCACCCCUGCUUCCGAUUGCCGGGGGAUGCUCCCAUGAUUUCGGACGAUAGCGUUCAGGUCUGGCCUGUGGAAAGCGGAAAGAUUCUUUUCACCGCUACGUCGGGCGUGGCGUUCAUUGAAUUAUAUGCUGAGGGAGAUGAUGUCUGCCACGGCUUCAUCGAAUAUGUAAACACCGAGUCUAGUAGCAAUGGGCUUCCGAAGCAAGUCACUGUCACAGAGAACGAACUCCGACAACGUUUAGCUGGAAGUGACAAGGACAAGAAGAAGAAGAAGCUUAAGUUGAACGUUGUGUCUGGGGCUCUUGGCAGUUAUGCUGUGGAUGAUAUCGGGAGUUUGGGCUCCAAACUGUCUCUGGUGAAAUUACCCAAGAGCCAGUCGGGGUAUAUGAGCGGAAAACUCGGGUUCUCGCAGAUGGAAGGCAGCCAACCCGAACAGCUCUUGUUGGACUGCGCCUUUGUUUCCACUAAGCUGUUAACCUCGGUUAAAGUUUAUCAUGGACUAGCCCUGGAUGGGCUAGAGUUCUUCUAUGAAGAUGCCACGAGCCAGCUCUUUGGCAAACGGGGCGGCAAGCCUGGUGGAGAUGAAUUCGUGUUUGAUAUUCGACGAGGCGAGAUUUUACUGGGAUUCUACGUCAGAGCUGGAGCUUGGAUCGACGGUAUUGAGAUCCUCACGAGCCUGGGACGGAAAUCGGGAGUGUAUGGGAAUGCGAACGGAGGUUCAGGACACACGUUGAUACCACCACUAGGUUAUAAGGUAGCUGGCAUUUCCGGCUCCAGUGGAGCUUGGGUGGACGGAUUCUCGUUGAUUAUCAUGCAUUGA
Molecule: messenger RNA, 2388 nt
Organism: Aspergillus chevalieri
Lineage: Eukaryota; Fungi; Ascomycota; Eurotiomycetes; Eurotiales; Aspergillaceae
Product: zinc metalloproteinase family protein
Exons: 5
Coding region: 1-2388 (795 amino acids)
Cellular component (GO): cytoplasm
Source: RefSeq, a predicted model, not a curated record